GUUCCGUCUUUGUUUCUGCAACUUCUGGGCAUUUUCGUGUUCCGUCUUGAACUCUACUCCGGGAGUAACAAUGGCGUCUGUUGCCGUACAACAUGCGACGGUUUCCGAUAAGGUUAAUGGCUUGGAGAAUAGUUGUUGCAGCAAGGGACCGGGAUAUGCGUCUCCACUCGAAGCCAUGUCUGGUCCUAAAGAAUCUAUUCUAUAUGUGGCUUGUGUUUAUUCAGGAACAGGAAUAGAGAAGCCUGAUUACUUGGCUACAGUGGAUGUAGAUCCAAGCUCACCUACUUAUUCAAAAGUUAUCCACAGACUGCCUAUGCCUUACUUACAUGAUGAACUACAUCAUUCUGGUUGGAAUGCCUGCAGUUCUUGCCAUGGAGAUCCAUCGGCCAACCGUCGCUUUCUGGUCCUCCCAUCACUGGUUUCAGGUCGCAUAUAUGCAGUCGACACGAAGAAUCCAAGGGCUCCGUCUUUGCACAAAAUUGUUGAACCCGAAGAGAUUGUAGCAAAGACUGGAUUAGGAUAUCCCCACACUUCCCACUGCCUUGCAUCUGGAGAUAUGAUGGUGUCUUGCCUCGGAGAUAAAGAUGGAAAUGCUAAGGGGAAUGGAUUUCUUCUUCUUGAUUCAGAGUUCAAUGUUAAGGGGAGGUGGGAGAAACCAGGCCAUAGUCCACUCUUUGGAUAUGAUUUCUGGUACCAACCACGCCAUGGGACUAUGAUAAGCUCUUCGUGGGGAGCUCCAGCUGCUUUCACAACAGGAUUCAAUCUUCAGCAUGUUUCAGAUGGUCUGUAUGGAAGACAUUUACAUGUCUACAGCUGGCCUGGUGGUGAACUAAAACAAACCAUGGAUCUUGGCAAUACAGGGCUACUACCAUUGGAGACCAGGUUCUUGCAUGAUCCUUCAAAAGAUACAGGAUUUGUAGGGUGUGCCUUAUCAAGCAACGUGGUCAGAUUUUUUAAGACUGCAGAUGGAUCAUGGGAUCAUGAGGUUGUCAUAUCUGUGCAACCACUGAAGGUGAAGAACUGGAUUCUUCCAGAGAUGCCUGGGCUUAUAACCGAUUUUCUUAUAUCUCUUGAUGAUCGUUUUCUCUAUUUUGGGAACUGGCUUCAUGGAGAUAUCAGGCAAUAUAACAUCGAGGACCCUAAGAAACCAGUAUUGACAGGCCAAGUGUGGGUUGGGGGAGUGAUUAAAAAAGGGAGCCCUGUAGUGGCUGUAACAGAAGAUGGGACAGAGCAACAAUUUGAUAUCCCAGAAAUCCAGGGUCAUCCUCUGAGGGGAGGGCCUCAGAUGAUCCAAUUAAGUUUAGAUGGAACGAGGCUCUAUGUUACCGGCUCUCUCUUCAGUAAAUGGGAUCGCCAGUUCCACCAAGACCUUGUAGAGAAAGGUUCACAUAUGUUACAGAUCGAUGUCAACACAGAGAAAGGAGGCCUAACAAUAAACAAAGAUUUCUUUGUGGACUUUGGAGCUGAGCCUGAAGGGCCUUCCCUGGCACAUGAGAUGAGGUAUCCAGGAGGUGACUGCACUUCGGAUAUAUGGAUCUGAGGAUUGUGA
Molecule: messenger RNA, 1549 nt
Organism: Telopea speciosissima
Lineage: Eukaryota; Viridiplantae; Streptophyta; Magnoliopsida; Proteales; Proteaceae
Product: selenium-binding protein 2-like
Exons: 7
Coding region: 71-1540 (489 amino acids)
Molecular function (GO): selenium binding
Source: RefSeq, a predicted model, not a curated record